AUGGACGCUCUCACGCGCAAGCACGUCCCCGAGGACGUCGGCCUCCGGAACACCGGCGAAGUGGAGGACGAGGGAGCCGGGGGCCAGGCCCAGCUGCACCGCGACGAGAAGCAGCACAAGCCGGUGCUGACGAAGGUGAAGGAGAGGGUGAAGAAGAUCAAGAACACCCUCGCCGGCCACGGCCACGGCCACGACGGUGAGCACGGCGGCGGCGACGAGCGCAUGGGGGACGCAGGCACCGGCACCGGCCGCGGCAGCAGCAGCAGCAGCGAGGAGGCGGAGGAGGACGCGGUGGAGAAGGGCGGCUACAUGGAGGACGUCGAGGACAAGCCAGUCGUCAUGGAGUCCGACCCCGAGGUGCACGGCGCGCCAAUGUACGACUCGGCGAGGGCACCGGCCCUGCAGGACCUCGUCGCCAAGUACGAUCAGCCGGCGCGCACACCGGCCGUGCAGGAGGUGGAGGGCGACGGCGCCGAACCUAGGGUGCGGCUUGGUGAUAUCGGCGGCCCCGUCGUCGAGGAUCCGGCCGCACCGCGCUCCACGACGCCCGCCGCGCGAGAGGGUGAGGACAUAGGCACGACGCCCGUGGUGCAGCAAUUCGAGACGAUGAGUUUGUCCGACGACCCGGCGCACGUGGGCGCGGGCAAGAAGGGCGCCAAGGCAGAGGAGUGGAAAGACAAGCCGCGGACACGGCUCAAGAACGCGGCCGCCGGCAGCACGGAGUACGGCAAGAAUCUAGCGAGCGCCAGCGUCGGCACCGCUGUGGGCGUGGGGAAGCGCGACGACGAACAACGCACGGAGGCGGUGCCGGCGUCGAACACCGCCGGCGCGGAGGAGUGCAGAGACGCCCCCGAGGCCACGGACACGGACGCGACGAGAGGCGCCAGGUACACGGACAAAAUCAAGUCGGCGGCGGCGGGCACCACUGGGUACGGCAAGCAGCUGGCGUCCACCGUGUACGACAAGGUCGCCGGCGUCGGCACCGCCGUCGCGCCCAACCUCCGUCCGCAGGAGAGCUCGGCGAAGGCGGAAGGCGCACACAGCGAGGCAAUGCCGGUGUCGGACACCGGCGCUGAGGAGUGGAAGGACGCCCCAGCUGCCACGAACGCGACCAACACCGCGUCGGGGCCGGCGGGCUAUACGGACAAGAUCAAGUCCGCGGCUGCCGGCACCACGGAGUACGGAAAGCAGCUGGCGAGCACCGUGUACGAGAAGGUCGCCGGCGUCGGCACCGCCGUGGCGGGCAAGAUCCAGCAGGCCACGCAGUCUGCCGGCACGGCGACGCCCGGGCCCGGCGUGCAGCAGGACACGGCCACCCCCGGCGCCGGCGGGCAGGACAAGGGGGUGACCCCCGUGCAGCGGCGCAAGGAGGACGUCGGGGGCACGGUAGCGCAGCGCGUGCCGGCGCCCGGUCAGAAGGAACUCACCAUUAGCAAAGCUGACGAGAGACGGGUUGCAGGGGAAGACGUGAAGGAAGGCUAUGCGACGGAGGCGCCUGUGAUCCGCGGGGAAGAGAUCGGCAGCGCGGAGCUGAACACGAAUACCAAGUGA
This is a messenger RNA of Miscanthus lutarioriparius, 1551 nucleotides long. The record is from the annotation of a GenBank genome assembly. Lineage: Eukaryota; Viridiplantae; Streptophyta; Magnoliopsida; Poales; Poaceae.